Molecule: messenger RNA, 1591 nt
Organism: Pygocentrus nattereri (red-bellied piranha)
Lineage: Eukaryota; Metazoa; Chordata; Actinopteri; Characiformes; Serrasalmidae
Product: L-asparaginase 1-like
Exons: 10
Coding region: 294-1445 (383 amino acids)
Molecular function (GO): asparaginase activity
Source: RefSeq, a predicted model, not a curated record
CAUCAACACCUCCAAAACUAAAGAACUCAUUGUAGACUUCAGGAGGAGGAAGUCCGAUUUUCAGACAAUCUGGAUAAAUGGGGAGUGUGUGGAGAAGGUAUCCACCUUCAAGUUCCUGGGAGUGUAUAUGGACGCAGACCUCCAAUGGAGUUACAACACCUCAGCGGUCAUGAAAAGGGCACAGCAACGUCUCCACUUCCUAAGAAUCCUCAGGAGUCUCAAUCUUAAGAAGGAACUGCUGACUGUUGUCUUACUGCUGGUCCGUGGAGAGUGUGCUGACUUAUUGUAUCUCUAUGUGGUACUCCAGUUGCACCACGGCACACAAAAAGGACUUACAAAGGGUCAUCAACAACACCCAAAAAAUCAUUGGGCAUCCCCUACCAUUGCUUAAGGAAUUCUACAGCAACCGCCGUCUCAGAAGGGCAGACAGGAUUAAAAAAGUCAUCACACAACCAGGUCACCAGUUGGCUGAAGAUGAUCCUAAAGCCAAAAGUCAAAAGUAUAAAGUUCUCUACAGAAUGGACAGCCUACCAACGCCGAUUGACUCCUCAAAUGUGACCCCUAAAGACUGGAGUGACAUGGCUGAAAAAAUUAAGGAACACAUGGGCGUGUACGAUGGGUUUGUUAUUAUCCAUGGAACAGACACGAUGGCCUUCACCUCCUCUGCUCUGUCCUUUAUUUUGGGGAAAAUCAACAAGCCUGUGAUCGUGACUGGAGCUCAGAUGCCCAUCUUCCAUCCUCGAACUGACGGUCUGGAUAACUUUGUUGGUUCGAUGCUCAUGGCUGGGUACUUUUGUGACAGAGAGAUGCUGCAUCAGGUGAUGCUUUAUGAUCUGAACAAACUGUACCAGGGCAACCGAGUGGUGAAGUUUGACUGUGAUUCCUUCAGUGUGUUUGACAGUCCUAAUGUGUUCCCGAUCGCCAGCCUGGAAACUACCAUCAAACUAUAUGAACAUAAGAUGGUGGAGCCCAUAUUCCCUCCCUCCUUAAAGAGCAAAGCAUUCACACGGGCAGAAACACCAGAAGUGAGGAUCCUGAGAUUUUUCCCUGGAAUCACAGAAAAUUAUGUCCGUGGCAUUCUGGUCGGAGCUGAUGGUGUCAUCCUGGAGACGUACGGAAGUGGGAACGUUCCAGAUGUUGCCUGGCUAAAGGAAUGUCUGACUGAAGCUGAUAAGAGAGGUGUUCUGAUGCUGAACUGUACUCAGGUGUAUCGAGGCACCGUCUUACCCAUCUACGCUACAUUUGAGGCACAUGUUAUUCCUGGAUAUGACAUCACUCCUGAGGCAGCAAUGACCAAGAUGAUCUGGGUGCUGAACUCAGGCUUUAACCCAGAGACAAAACGCAAGAUACUGAAGCACAGUUUGUAUGGGGAAUCAUGUGCCCCUCCCUACAGCCCACUGCUGCCGAAUGUGGAACCUGGAGAGAGAGAACAGACACCGGAAUAAAAUCAGCAUGAUUGGUCAUUCAAACAAGAUGAAAUGAUUGAGUCUGUUUGUGAAAAAAGGUCAAGAAAAGUAAACAGUCUAAACCAAUCAACAAAGUCUAAUUGAUCUCUAAUGUUCUAAUCAAAUAAACUGAUUCAUUGCCUCCA